Schistosoma haematobium is the source of this 4667-nucleotide messenger RNA. RefSeq names its product Ubiquitin domain-containing protein ubfd1 (gene UBFD1). Gene Ontology annotation, molecular function: cadherin binding; RNA binding. The transcript has a single exon. The coding region runs from base 3843 to 4667 and encodes 274 amino acids. The record is from RefSeq and is a predicted model, not a curated record. NCBI's taxonomy places the organism in Eukaryota, Metazoa, Platyhelminthes, Trematoda, Strigeidida, Schistosomatidae.
AUAUGUAAAUUUUUUCUAGCGCUCAAUUUGGUUAGUUUGCCCUUAUUGGUCAUCAGGGAACUAUCGAUAAAUUACUGUGGAAAUCAAGAUUUUAUGCUUUAAUACUGUUGAUUUACUAUUUCGACUAUGUCUUAGUUGCAUAUGAUUGUCAUUGGUUCUGUGUUAUACUUUAAUUAUCGUGCGGAACUCCAUCAUAUUUAAUUGUUGAUAAAAUACGUAUGACUGUAAUUUUAGUCAGGGUUCUAUAUUAUGUGAAUCAAACAACAAAUAUACUUUAGUGUAGACAGAAUUAUUGAUAAAAACACCGGUCAGCAAAAUCUAAGUCUUACUUUUGUUAUUAUCAACAUCCCCCACUCCUUGCUCGCUUUGCAUCGUGGAAUAGCUUUCAGACCUUUUACCUCAACACACAAUCCCUAGUCUAUUCAAUCUUGAUACGUAGUACGAUUGUAGGCUUGGUCUCAAGUAGAAUUUGAGGUACCGUUACUGCUGAAUUUUCGCUAUUGAUAUAUGGGUUUUAGCGAACAGUUCAUAUGAGAUUCAUUAAGGAUUCCUGUUAAACAAUUCCCAAAAAUAUACUGUAUUAGUAAGAUACUCAUAGUCCAAAACAAGUGCCUGCUAAUGUCCUAGCCUCUCUUAUUACCACAUUAGGUUCUUAAAGAUGUUAGGUGUCUUGUGAAACAGUUAACAUAUAAAACUGAAAGCUUUAUCUCAGUGCAAUCAGUGCUUGUCUUUGUUUAAUAAGUUUUUAAAUUUGUUCUAAAUUAGCUUUUCUAAUUGCUGGUUUAUGGUGCUGGUUGUCAUAUUUCCCUGAUACCAAUAACUCGAGGUUAAUGCAUAAUGAACCUCUAAUCAGUUACCGCCAAAAAAGAUGGUUGAGACAUCAGCAUAUUAUCUCUAGGUUUGAGUGGCAUGAUCUACUCGAGCUCGCUUUCGAACGAACACAAAACUAUCAACAGUGACUAGUAUGGACACUUGCUAUUGCUAAAAUCAAAUUCUUAUCCCCACAAAUCUGUAGAAAACGACUUAUUCAAAUGCACUAAGUCCCAGUAUUUUUACGAGCAGUUCAUUAUCGCUUGUUGACAGUCUUGUUAGUCGUUGUGGAUACAUUUUGAAUGAUCGUGUACAUUGUGUUUUUGAAGCUUUGCUUAUUCAUAUAUUCAUCUUUCUAAAAACAAAAUCUCGUAAAAUUAAGUCACACUUGUAUUCAGUAGUAUUUAGUAGUCCUUCGACCUAUAAUAAUCUCUUGAAAUUCUCCUUCCUAUUAACAUUAUCACAAAAUCGUUUCAUCUUCAUUACGAAUUUUCAAACCAUCCAACUUUCAGUCAUCGAAUCUUUGCUUAUAAUCCCACUUCAUCUACUUUAGUCUGGUAUAUUGGAUAGCAUUGUAGCGUUUAAAAUUAUUUGUUAUACUUAUUUAAACUGGUCACCAACUGAUUAUGAUUCAUGUAUCCUAUAUUUUAUCACCCACUAAGGUAUUCUUUGCAUACUCAUGCCUAACACUACUGUGAGUUUAUACUAAUGAAAAAAGUAGCUGUUUACCCUAAUUCCAAUAGUUUUUGUAAAUAGUGCACAUGAUGUUCAUGAGCUUAUCCGAAAGACUUAACAGGUUCCUAAAGUACAAUUAUAUUGGAUGAAUCGAAAGUAGUUCUUAUAUAAAAACACUUGAUAUUUGGUACCCACUACGAUGUUUAGAGUCUAGGGUGGGAUAAAGACUAUAAAUGCAUUGAGGAGCACCCCUAAACCUAUCUCAUCCUCAAGUAAGCCAUCCACCUGUCUUGCAAUCUUCGCAGUAAUAUAGAAGCAAAUAUUUCAAAAUAAAAUAUCGGGUACAUUCACCAAUCAUAGCCCCAUACUCUGUGUAGGGUGUUUUUGAGGAUAACCACAACUGUGCCUUCAUUGUAGAGUGAUGGAAAACUGGACUUUAAAUCUUUUCAAUAACGCGACCAGCUAUCUACCCAAAUUAUCGUAUUUAUUCUUCAAAAGAGGUCAGAGGCAGAUCAUAUGGGCUAAACGUCUCAUGACGUUGAAAAACAGAAUUUCUCAUCUAAUUCAGCUUUGUCCUUUUUAGUCGAUAUUCAUUAACCAAAAGGAGUAGCGUGGUUUGUUCAAAGUCUUUCGGAUAAUAUGCCAGCUAAUUCAUUUUAAAGUGUUCCACCUGGUGCUUUGGACUUCGCGAAAAUUACUAAUUGACGUCCUGUCAACCCCACGGGUUGCUUCAUCCACAGAUUUCUUGUUACUAGUAGAUUGAAUGGUCUGGAAUGGCCUGUAGUGCUCACCAGCUACAGCUUCUAUUUUCACCGGAAAAACUUUAGGUCUGGCCUUUUUGCCUUUGCAUAGGCCGUUUACAUUCUUGCUCGUAUGAUUUUGAGCUCAUCGUUGUACCCUUAAUCCGGGAAGAAAAUCGAUAGGCCUCAGGAAAUUCUUAUAGAAACCCACAGAAAUUCUCUAGUCUAGUAGUACGUAGAUAGCUUUCUGUGUUGGGUCUCUUAAGAUAAUUGGUCCGGAAAUAGACGUAAAUGAUACUGCACACUUGACUAAGAUCUUAAAUGCAAGUUCCAUAUUCACUGUUGAUUCAAAAUCAGAGUUUUAUAACUCCUAGUAGCACUUUUAUGGCCAACAAUCUGCUCCAAGUUUCGAGCAUGUAUUCUUGUCUUAUCUCUCGAAAAAGCAUUUGGCGCUCGAAAGGUAUAAGUAAGACCUUUCUGGAAUGAUCUGUUGGCUUGCGUAUAUAUUAAGGUGUUUAGUGAGAAAAAAGACCUUUGUCCAUACCUGUUAUGUAAACUUGGAAUAUAUAGGCCGUCAGUUAUCAUAGUGAAUUUCCGAUUGAUUAGAUUUUGCUUUAUCACCUUGAAAUCUUCAUGGGAAGUAGUAUAGGUAGCAUCUUUAGAACGCUAGUUUAGUAGUUCAAGCCUUAUGGGCUGCAGAUUACAGGCUCACUUCAACUAUUUUGGUUUAGGUAGCAAAUGGACAGUGAAUACCGGCUACAUAUACCAGCAAUUUGUUGAUGAGUUUUGGCCAGGAAAUUAUUAAUAAUAUUCAAAAUGUACCUAUCGUUUUUAUUGAUCAGUGAAUAUAAAUGUUUUGCUCUCAAACUUUACUUCUCAUUUCCUAGGAUCACGUUUUCUUAAAUAGUUUUACGACUUUUUGUAUACGUAGUUAGUUGAUAAGAAAGCUAAUCUAGGCGGAAUAUUAGUAAAGGUUUGUAAUUUUCAACUGUUUCUAUUCAGGACUCCAGUUGAUCAGUCACUGUUGUCGUAUGUCCAUCCUAAUUAUCAACAGUGAGAAAUUGUAAACUCUUUGUAGUACUUUUAUAUUCCUUGAACAAGAUAGUGGCCAUCUGUGCUUAGUAACUCAGUAGAUAAAGCUUUUGUUUUUAAAAUAUCAGCGUGAACAUUAACAGUGAAACGCAGGUACAUCCAGCUAAUGAAUUCAAAAUAAGACGCAGUAUGCAUCCUGGAUGCGAUUGCUAGCUAUAUCACGGCAAUCCGCUAAAAAUACACAUGGCAUUAUAGACUAGUCAAUUGCAGUCUUAAAUAUUAACAACGGGAAAUUACGAACCCUCAAUAAAAUUAUACAAACAUAAAGAUUGACUGGGAUUUUUAUACAGAUCUUGUAAAUAAACAGUUCUUUGUGUCGCUUUUGUUAUAGGAUUUUCAUAUACAUGUGGUUUUUAUAUAUGUUCAAGAGUAAAAAACUAAUUAUCAGAUGGAUGUCCACUCAAUGUUAAUGAUACUAUCCAUCAUUAUUGUUCUUAUAACCGACACAUCCACGCCAGAUCCAGCGUGGUUUAUACUUGUCUAUUUAUUUACGCUUUUAUUUCCGUCUUACUAUCAUUUUAGCUCAUGAAGGAAAUAAAUGCUCAUGUUGGAGAAUCAUCCUUAAUUUCAGAAGAUAAGCUUCCUGAAACAAACAAUAUCGUACCUCAAGAGUUACCCAUUUCUUUAACUAUUUUACAUAAUCGCACGAAGCAUCAUCUGGUUUUCCAAUCAUCCACAACUAUUGCUGAAGUUAAACAGUCUAUAGAACCUUUAACACACGUACCUGUAGAUAUGCAAAAACUAAUAUUUCGCGGAAUAUUGUCGAACAAUACGACGCUUGGGGAGUUGUCAUUACCCGGUAAGGAUGCUAAGCUGAUGCUGGUCGGUACAAAACCUUCUGAAGCAGAGCAAGUUCGUUUAUCUGAAGCAAAUAAUCAUGCUAAUGAAGAAAUUUUGGAUGAUUGUCGAUCGGAAGUUACGAUGGACUGGUCUGACCAGACCGAGCACAAACAAGUUUUAGAACGUUACGGAAAACCGGAGAAUGCUAUGGUCGGAAUAUUAAAUACAGAAGAAAUUUUAGAUCCUAAUGAAUGUUUACUUGGCCUUUGUGACAAACGUGGGCAAGCGUUGAGGUUAAGGAUUAAGCCAGAUAGUGGAGAAUUGUGGUUAGCUACAAAGGAUGUAACUCAUAAAUUCCCUUUAGCCACUAUCCAUGAUGUAGUCAGUCAACCUAUUAAAGAUCAUCCUGAAUAUCAUAUAAUGGCUUUUCAGUUGGGUCCCACUCCAAAGUCUCGUUAUUUUGUGUAUUGGCUACCGUCUCAGUAUGUGGAGUCGAUCAAGACAAUGGUAUUACAAUACAAAAUAAUUUCUUCAUUAAGUGGUGCGACCGGAACGAAUAAACCACUUUAA